AUGUGGAAUCUGCCCUCAGAGUUCAUCUUUCAGCCAGAACUUGGGAAGACUCAAGAAAGAAGCAGCAGUCUGCCUGGAUGUAACUUUUCCUAUGGAUUAUAUAUACAUGGUUUGGAUGGAGGGGUCCCUGAAGCGAUCGGGCAUUGGCACGCUAUGAAAUCCGCCCCUCCCGCCGAGGGUGAACUGCCCCGAAAUUUUAUCAGCAUGAACUACAAGGCUGUCAACGCCGGCCUGGUGACGGCCCAUGAGCAGUUGCUAUUCCGCAAUUUACGUGACAUCCGCUGCAGCAAAAAGGACGAGAGGCAUUUCCAGAAGGACCCCCCACCCGUCCCUCCAGACGCGACCCAUGGCAUUCGGGCACGGCCGUCCACUCCCCUGUUUGAUAUCCUUCAGUACAAGUACCAGCGGCUUUGGUUGGAGGAACAAAAAAAAGCUGCAAAAGCCCAGAAUGUGGAGAAAAACACGAAGAUACAGCGGGGGAAGGUGCACGAGACCCGAACCACCAUGCUGAGGAAGUAUCAACCCCCAGUGAAGCUGGAUCCUCUCUGGCAGAUGCCACAUUUCCAGAAGGUGGGCCGUCAUCUUGAUACAUUCCCCGAUGAGAAGUCUCGCCAGCGGGCGAUCAAAGCCCAUCGGAACGAGAUGCCAGGGCUCCGGGGCACCCUACGCCUAGGCAACUUCACCACCCUCUAGGCAAUCACCUUUCCAAGAAAUCCUUAUAACAGUAGAACUUCCUCCUUUAGAUUAGACCACUCUAGGCCUCACUAUCCUGUCCUUACACAGACACAAUGCCUGGGUCUCUUAGUGGAGGUUCUCUCUGGAUAAGGCCCUUAGAAAGGACCGUUUCCUUUGCUGCCAAUGUCCGUUGCUUUUAGUUUAGCGAGCAUCAGUCCUUGCAAUGUUCCCGUCCAAAUGACCAUCACUUCCCUCCCCUCAUUCAGUUUAGAAUCAUCUUCCCUUGGGCCUUUAGUCUCCCUUACCCCCAUUUUCCUCAAACUCACUUACGACGUGCUUCUCAUGAAGACAGGUGAAAGGGCAGGGACAGACGAAAGAUAUUCCUUCCCGUCAGACCCUACAUCCCCGCCACGCUGACAAAAAGUACAAACGUGCUUCCUUGCAAAGACCAGCUCGUCAAUGCCGUGUUUGGAAAUUCCCUGCUUUCCCUCCAUAACCCUCAUGUUACCUGCUAAGCCCGUUCCAUUUUAGUGCUUAUCAUCUAUUCCUGUGAGCCAGCCAAAGGCAGUAGCCCAUCUGCUUCCCUGAAUGCCGCACUCUGGGAAUGACAGAGCUGGCCCGCUCUCCCAAGCUGUUACCUGAACCAAUCACCUGAAGUCCCUGGGGACUUCAAUAUCCAUGUUGACAUUCCUAAAGCACCGUACGGUCACCCACUCUCUCGAUAUUCAUAUCCACUCAUGAAAAGAGAAAUUUCCGAUUCCUGGGAGAGCCUGAAGGACCAUCCACUGGGUGGUGGUUCUCUCCAUUUUCAUCACCCUCCUGCCACUGAAUGAAGGCAUCGACCCUUAGGGUUCUGCUCCUCUGGUGCAUCGGCCUGGCGGGUCUGGAGACAGAGUUCACCCCUCGAUUUUAAUAAAACAGUUUCAUUUGCAAAUCCU
This is a messenger RNA of Ornithorhynchus anatinus (platypus), 1613 nucleotides long. RefSeq names its product cilia and flagella associated protein 77 (gene CFAP77). Lineage: Eukaryota; Metazoa; Chordata; Mammalia; Monotremata; Ornithorhynchidae. Bases 1 to 693 code for a protein of 230 amino acids. The record is from RefSeq and is a predicted model, not a curated record. The transcript has 6 exons.